Molecule: messenger RNA, 1829 nt
Organism: Cuscuta campestris
Lineage: Eukaryota; Viridiplantae; Streptophyta; Magnoliopsida; Solanales; Convolvulaceae
Source: the annotation of a GenBank genome assembly
CCCAGGAGAAGUUCUUACUUCUACCUUUUAUCCUUGUUCCUCAAAUAAGGAGUCUGGAGGAUAAUGGUGACAGAUCUGAAGAACUAAAGGCUUGUAAGAGGUUGAAGAAUCCACUGCUACCAGGGAAUCACACUUUGUACAACUUCAUAGGAGGACUUAAACCACAUAUAAAGGCAAUUGUAAUGACCUCCAAGCCUGAGCUCUUAUCACAAACCACUAAAUGUGAGGGGAUUCUUUGGAAUCAGGAAGAAACUGAGCAUGUUAUUAAAGGAAAAGGAAGGAUUCCUAAGCUAGUGUUUAAUACUUAUCAAGCCUUGCCACCUACCCGUACUGUGGAUGCUAUCAAGACUGUACUUGCAGUAAGUCAGCCCAAGUCUAUGCCAAAUACAAAGGGAUUACACUAUUAUUUUGAGAAACCCUUUGAGAGGGAACACAUGAGUAUUGAGAGGGUGAAUCAACUAUUUGUAGUGGAGGAAGCUAGAGAUACUGACUUAGAGGAAAAGCUAAUACACUCUGAUUUAGGUUAUCAAUUGGAGAGGGACAACCCUUCCAUUUUAGUAAAUGCUUCCACUGAAUCAAAGGAAGAAUUGUUGCACCCCGGUUCAGACUGCCAACUGGAGGUUACUUCCUCAUGGAGGGUUGACCAAGGUAGUCCACAAAUAGAUGCUUCACCUUACAAGUACCCAAUCAAGAAAAGGGAAAAGAUUGAACAAUCGACUAUGAUGUUAUAUGUUAGUGUAGUGCAAAAUAGCUGCAACCCUAAUGACUCUCUAGUGGUGUUAGUGGGGAAGCUACCAAAGCAAAGGGCGAGGAUACUAAUAGUAGAAAUUGUAGAUAGGAUGAAUGGGUACACUCAUUAUAUCGCUCUAACUCACCCUUAUACUGCGGUAGAGGCGGCCCAAUAUUACCUCGCAAUUCACGGGGUUGACUUGCAAAGGACUUUCUCCUAUCAUUCACAACUAAAUGGAUUAAAUGAAGUGCUUAGCGACGUAGAAACUGUAAGGGAGUGGCCAGUCCCCACCAAAGAGAAAGAGUUAGUACGAGUGGUACAUGAUGAUCUGCUGCAAACAACAAAAGUUGCAGGAUGUUAUGGGCAGCUGCCAGUACACAUCCUAAAUGCCGGGCCAGUAAAAUGGGAAUGUAGUAAGAUGAGAAUGGAGUUUAUAGACAGAGGCAGUAGUCAAGUUCUAAGGGAAAUGAGUAAAGUUACAGUACCACAAGUGUCACUUCCUAUAGUUCAAGGGCUGUUGGAGGUACUUACUGACUCUAGCAAGAUAGGAGCUGUAAAGGGAUGGCAAAACCCCACCAAUGAGAAGGAAUUAUUGACUUUAGCAAUGGUACUUGCUGGGCGGUGGUGUACUCAUUUCAUGAAACUGAAUCACCCUUAUACUGCUGUGGAAGUAGCUCAAUGUUACCUUGCAAUUCAUGAGAGGGAAGGUCGCGGGAGAGAGGAAAUUGCGAUUUGGAUCGCUGGACCGCCGGCGAUUGGUACUCCGUAUUAUCCGACUUGGUGCGACGUUCUAGGGCAUCUGGAUCGCCGGCGAAUUGCGAAUUGGAGCGCCGCACCACACCGAUUUGGAUCGCCGUACCGGUGGCGAUCGGUUCGCCGGCGACUUGCAAUCCGGUACGAUUCGUACCAAUUCGGAAAUCGCGGCUAGGUCAUUUCUAAAGUGGGAAAGGUGGUCUACAAGCUUCAUCUUCCACCCAAAUUUAAGACUCACUCUCAGCCUAAAGCUAAUAAGAAGAUUUCCGAAAAGAGCAAACACAGAAGGGGUGCCGUUCUAGUGAGUUGGCAAGAAAUUCCAUAUGAAGAAACAAGGGAGUGGUCU